This is a messenger RNA of Prosopis cineraria, 2763 nucleotides long. RefSeq names its product phytyl ester synthase 2, chloroplastic-like. Bases 235 to 2334 code for a protein of 699 amino acids. Gene Ontology annotation, cellular component: membrane. Lineage: Eukaryota; Viridiplantae; Streptophyta; Magnoliopsida; Fabales; Fabaceae. The transcript has 14 exons. The record is from RefSeq and is a predicted model, not a curated record.
CCCGAAGAAUCCAGCGCUCAAGUCUAAAAUUAUGACACUUAAGUACCCAACACCCCCACCAAAAAAAAAAAAAAACCAAAAGAAAACAAGAAAAAAAGAAAACAAGAACAAAUAUAUUUGAUGGCUUGAUGCUGGAUACCUCUCGCCUUUUACCUUCACUUCGAUUUUUCAAAUCAUUGAAUCGCUAUAAAGUCUCUGAACCUAUCCGUUCCUGAUUGGCAUCCUCAAUUUCUCAUGAUGCCGUCUGCCAUCUCUCAGUUGCUCCCGCCCACCGAAGCUUGCCUUUUCCCCGGCGGCUCUUCCCAGGUGUUCCGCCGUCAGCCGCCCUCAUCGGCGCCCAAAAGCAAAUCCAACGGGUUCAGAAGCGUAACUCGUAGAUUGGCUGUGUCCGUUGACGAGGUUCCGGCGACGAGGACCAUCGAGAAACUGACGUUGGAGAAGAAUGAGAUUGAAUGGGAGGAAGAAGAGGAACGGGAAGGAGAGAGACGUAAGAGUGGCUGGAAGGCUUAUUUGGAAGAGUCAAAGGAACUAAUCAAAUCGGAUGGGGGACCGCCUCGCUGGUUUUCGCCGCUGUACGGCGGUUCGCGGCUCAACAACUCUCCUCUCCUACUCUUCUUGCCAGGGAUUGAUGGCGUGGGACUUGGACUUAUUUUACAUCAUCAGAAACUGGGAAGGAUUUUUGAAAUGUGGUGCUUGCAUAUUCCAGUCACAGAUCGAACACCAUUUACAGAACUCGUGAAGAUUGUUGAGAGAACUAUUAGGUCCGAGAAUCAAAGCUGUCCUAACAGACCCAUAUAUCUUAUUGGAGACUCUUUAGGAGCAUGCCUUGCCCUGGCUGUUGCAGCCCGCAACCCUGAUAUUGAUCUCGCACUAAUUUUAGCUAACCCAGCUACUUCAUACAGCAGGUCGCAAUUACAACGUUUCACACCAUUAUUGGAAGCUCUUCCUAGUCAACUCUCUCCUGGUGUGCCUUAUUUUCUCAGUUUGGUGGCAGGUGAUCCUUUGAGACUGGUGUUGGAAAAUUUGGUGAAAGGACUUUCCGUGCAAAAUACUGCUAGAGAGCUUUUGGAGGAUCUUAAUAUGUUGUCAUCUUCCCUCCCUGUUCUAGCUGAUAUAUUGCCUAGAGAAACACUUCUUUGGAAACUACAGAUGCUUGAGUCUGCUUCCGCCUAUGCUAAUUCACGCCUUCAUUCCGUCAAAGCUCAGAUUUUGGUAAUUUGCAGUGGAAAGGAUCAGUUACUGCCUAGCCAACGAGAAGGUGAGAGGCUAUAUCGUUUGAUUCCAAAGUGUGAGCUUCGUAAAUUUGAAGACAGUGGUCACUUCCUUUUCCUGGAAGGCAAUAUUGACUUAUUAACGAUCAUCAAGAGCACUGCUUUCUACCGCCGUGGCAAGUAUCAUGACUAUGCUUCAGAUUUUAUACCACCAUCGCCUGAUGAGCUUAAAAACGUAUUGGAAACAUAUAGAUUGUUCAACACCCUCACAAGUGCCGUAAUGCUCUCAACUUUGGAGGAUGGAACGAUUGUAAGAGGCCUUGAUGGAAUCCCUUCGGAAGGGCCGGUCCUGCUAGUUGGGUAUCACAUGCUUCUGGGAUGGGAUUUAGUUCCUCUGGUUACCAAGAUUGCUUCAGAGAAAAAUAUCUUAGUACGAGGGAUAGCACAUCCAAUGAUGUUCAAGAGAUCAAAAAACGGGAAAUUGCCUGAAUUAUCUUCAUAUGAUUUGUACAGGCUUAUGGGUGCUGUUCCUGUCGCUGCAAAUAAUUUCUACAAGCUUUUCUAUUCCAAGGCUCAUGUCCUGCUUUAUCCAGGGGGGAUGCGUGAGGCUCUUCAUCGGAAGGGUGAGGAAUACAAAUUAUUCUGGCCUGAACAAGCAGAGUUUGUUAGGAUGGCAGCCAGAUUUGGAGCCAAGAUUGUACCUUUUGGCAGUGUUGGAGAAGAUGACUUGGGUGAGGUUGUUAUUGAUUAUGAUGACUUGAUCAAGGUUCCUUACUUUAGGACCGAAAUAGAAAGCUUAACAAAGGAGGCUGUGAUGUUGAGAGGUGAUACUAAGGGUGAAGUUGCAAAUCAACAAGUUCAUCUUCCAGGAAUUCUACCCAAAUUUCCUGGCCGAUUCUACUAUUAUUUUGGCAAACCAAUUGAAACUGAAGGGAGGGAGCGGGAAUUGAGAGAUAGAGACAAGUCUCAUGAAUUGUAUAUGCAAGUGAAGUCUGAGGUUGAGAGAUGCAUUGCUUAUCUGAAGGAGAAAAGAGAAAGCGAUCCCUACAGAUAUUUAUUGCCUCGUCUUCUAUACCAAACCACGCAUGGGUUUCCAUCUGAUGUUCCAACUUUUGAAAUUUGAAUGGUCUCUAUACUCAGCAUAGAUAAGUGGGCCAUAAGUUAACUUCCCAUGGGUUAAACUCGGUUAAUAACUUGAAGAUAUGCGAGAAAAAAAUUUUUUGCCGACUCUUUCAUCUUCUGUAAAAGUUAGAUGGUACUAAGAGAGAAUGAGAGAUCAUAGUUGGAAGAAUAUGUAGGUACGGGUAUCUUCUCUUCAGUCAAAUUUAUUGAUGGCGAAUGGUGAAUCGCGAAUGGAGGCAAAUGCUAGUACAGGACGAGGGACAAGAAUUUAUUAGUUUUAUUGCAACUAUGUUAAUGCUAUCGAUACCUGGUAAUGUCUUUUUUGCAACAGUUGAGGGAAAUGUCUUGUUAAAUACUGAGGCUGGCCUUACACGCAUGGCGUCAAUCACCUAAUAAUUUAAUAGUAUCAUAAAUCCUUUGUUUUGUUUUA